AUAGAUUCUAGAAGAAUAAAAAGCAACGAAGAUACUUGUAUAAAUACUCACUCAUCCUGGAAGUCAGUUUCGUUUUGCAACCAAUGAUGAUGAAUACUAUUACAAGCAAGAUUGUGUAUCUACUAAGCAAUUGCACGUCUCUUAAACACAUACACCAAAUUCAAGCCCAACUCAUCCUCCAAGGCCUAUACUCAAACACCACUAUUGCCCACCACUUCAUCACUGCGUCCCAAUCAUUAGGCGUGUUGGAUUCGGCUCUUGCUCUCUUUACUCAACUACACAGACCCCAUGUUUUCAUUUGCAACACUCUCAUUAGAGCCUUCUCUCACUCUCACAUCCCCCACACCCCUCUCUAUAUAUACACCCACAUGCAUAGAAACUGUAUACUUGCUAAUAAUUAUACCUUCCCUUUCCUCCUCAAGUCCUUGUCUGACUCCCAUGAUCUUAAACAAGCUCAAUGCGUACAUACCCAUGUCGUGAAAUUGGGUCAUCUUUAUGAUAUUUAUGUCCAAAAUUCAUUGUUGGAUGUGUACGCAUCGUGUGGACAAAUGGGGUUAUGUCAUAAAGUGUUUGACGAAAUGACUCAGAGAGAUGUUGUGUCGUGGACGGUUUUGAUUAUGGGGUAUAAGAAUGCUGGGAAAUAUGAUGAUGCUUUGAUGGCUUUUGAGCAAAUGCAAUAUGCAGGCGUGGUGCCAAAUCAUGUUACUAUGGUCAAUGCAUUGGCGGCGUGUGCAAACUUUGGGGCCCUUGAUAUGGGGGUGUGGAUUCAUGAUUUUAUAAAGAGGAGUGGAUGGGAAUUGGAUGUGAUUUUGGGGACUGCUUUGAUUGACAUGUAUGGAAAAUGUGGGAGAAUUGAAGAGGGGUUGUGUGUUUUCGAAAGCAUGAAGGAGAAGAAUGUGUUUACGUGGAAUGCACUUAUCAAAGGACUAGCACUUGCUAAAAGUGGUGAAGAGGCGGUUUUGUGGUUUAAUAGAAUGGAGCUAGAAGGGUUCAAGGCCGAUGAAGUGACUUUGGUUGGAGUGCUUUGUGCUUGUAGUCACUCUGGAUUUGUGGAUACCGGAAGAUGGAUAUUUAAUUCCUUGAUUGGUGGGAAGUAUGGGUUUUCACCCGGUGUUAAACAUUAUGCAUGUAUGGUGGAUCUGUUUGCGCGUGCUGGAUAUCUUGAAGACACUUUCAAAUUCAUAAGAGACAUGCCUUUUGAGCCUACGAAAGCUAUGUGGGGAUCGUUGCUUGCUGGUUCUAGAGCUCGGGGGAAUUUGAAAUUCAGUGAGUUUGCAGCUUGGAAGCUUGUGGAACUGGAACCAGAGAAUAGUGGUUACUAUGUUGUGCUCUCUAAUCUGUAUGCAGAGAUGGGAAGAUGGAGUGAUGUUGAGAAAGUGCGGAUUAUGAUGAAAGAGAGAGGACUUAUGAAGGACUUGGGUCGUAGUUCUGUGGAGCUUGAACCUCAGGAGCAUGUUUAUGAAUUAUUAGUAGCACAUUAAGUCAUAUGCAUGCGGAGAGAUGAUUAUCCUGUUUGUUUAAUAGAUGUGCCUCUAUGGUCUGAUUUGACCCUGAUGCUCUAAAUAGCUUACUUAAGGGAAGGAAUAAAAACAUCCGCUUCAAAGCUGCGAUCUUUUGGUUGUUGAAUCACAUUAUUUGCUGUCAGUCGAAGCUACACUUUAAUUGAACUUGAUGUGCCUGUUUCAACCUUCUACCUCAGCAUCCCAAUUUUGAUUUCAGUUCAAAGGUAAACACUACUCUAUACUUUUUGUUGAGGAUCUAUAGCCAGCCCCACAUAUUUUGGGACUAAGAUUUGAUUGUUGUUGUUGUACAGUAGGGACUAAUAAUUCAUUUAUAGCAUUGUAUUGGGAUUUUCAGCAACCAGAAUAAUUGGAAAUGUUCAAAUUAGCUCCCUGUUUUCACUUCUCAGUGAGUGAACAGGGCAGUGGGCAAUUAUUUCCACUUAGAGUUGAGGACAAGCUAUUGCUUAUCUAGAAUUUUUUUAUCUUAAGACUCCGGAUAUGUCAAUUCCCUCUAGUUCCUAGUUCAACUAGUUACACUGUAUAAGAAACUACAAUUGUUGAAUUGCAAUUUUCGGCUUUUAAGAGAAUAAGGAUGAAUUGUGCA
This is a messenger RNA of Quercus robur (English oak), 2106 nucleotides long. Its product is annotated as pentatricopeptide repeat-containing protein At5g56310-like. The transcript has 2 exons. Gene Ontology annotation, molecular function: RNA binding; protein binding. NCBI's taxonomy places the organism in Eukaryota, Viridiplantae, Streptophyta, Magnoliopsida, Fagales, Fagaceae. The coding region runs from base 84 to 1481 and encodes 465 amino acids. The record is from RefSeq and is a predicted model, not a curated record. Gene Ontology annotation, biological process: RNA modification.